AUGUGGGCCACUAACAAGGGAACAAUAAAGGCCAGGGUGACGAUGGCCUCGACUGGAAACCUCACACUCGUUGCGGCGUGGUAUCCUCACCCUGGGUAUAAUCCCAAGUAUCCUGAUGAACAAUAUUAUCGCAAUCGGGUGGCAGAGUUUCUCGCCCGGAUACAUACACCGCUUGUUAUAUUCACAUCCUCCUCAGAGAACGACUUGCCCCAGAGUGUCAGGCCUUCUAAAGCUCCAAUGCUAUUGAACAACAGCUUUGAAUCGAUCUGGGAUGUACCGUACCUUAUCGAACUCACCCACUCAUUUCAUACUGAUCAAGUGAAACUGGCGGAUUACUUUUUCUGGAAUGAUGCGGCCGGGAUGCUACCGCAGAAAGGCAAUUUAACCUUCUGGCCAGAUAUUACAAGAAUCCGUAAAGCUGUCCCAACUGACAUUGGACAUCCGGAAAGAUUGCUCAUGGUUGGUCGUGAGCUUCAGCCACUACGACCCGUUCAUGCUUCAAGGGAACUUGCCCCCUUCACACGAACAAUUUCAGCACAUUUCUUUGGUGGCACUAAAGGGUCGAUCAAGUGGUUUUCCCAAGUGUAUUAUGAGAUGCUUGCAUACUACCAUUCAAUCAACCAGUUUGUUGGGUCUAGCCUCGAUCAUAUGUAUUAUUACUUUCUUUGCAACUAUGUUCUCUUAUCAUCUUUGGGCUCGAUGCAAUUCUGA
Molecule: messenger RNA, 711 nt
Organism: Bipolaris maydis ATCC 48331
Lineage: Eukaryota; Fungi; Ascomycota; Dothideomycetes; Pleosporales; Pleosporaceae
Source: RefSeq, a predicted model, not a curated record